UCCCAAGAUCUCAUCGCCUCGCGCUGAGAAAUCGAGAACCUACUUUUUCAACGGUACAUGUCCAAGUCGUGGGCACGGAGGGCAGGGUUCCGUACCUUUAUCCGUGAACCCAGGCCAUGAGAAUCUUGUCCAGGAACGAUUUGAGCGAAGUUUCCAAAACCCAAGCCCGCUUUCAUCCGCAUCCAACGACCCAUCGCACACUGGGCCAUACUUGUUCUUUACUGGUUCAUGGCCGAUUCCAAAAAGCACACACCAAAUCACCCUGUAUACACGUUCACAAGGAUCCUUCAACCGAAAUUCCAUACUCCCAGUAACCACUUGGUUCACGACUAAACCCGAAACUGGUCAAGAGAUAGACGGCUUGGCCAGUAUCGUGUUCUCUUGCAUACUCGCCUAUACCCUCUCCGGUUCAUGCUUGCGCUUCUACGCUUAUGCCUGGAACACCAGAGGAACCCGCCUGCAGCUGCAUGCAUCCUGGUCUGUGUAUGCUAUCGUACAUCAGAAAUGGUUAGCGUCCCAUCACGCACUCGCU
This is a messenger RNA of Periconia digitata, 532 nucleotides long. NCBI's taxonomy places the organism in Eukaryota, Fungi, Ascomycota, Dothideomycetes, Pleosporales, Periconiaceae. The record is from the annotation of a GenBank genome assembly.